Molecule: messenger RNA, 6203 nt
Organism: Carassius auratus (goldfish)
Lineage: Eukaryota; Metazoa; Chordata; Actinopteri; Cypriniformes; Cyprinidae
Product: zinc finger MIZ domain-containing protein 1-like
Exons: 23
Coding region: 274-3147 (957 amino acids)
Biological process (GO): protein sumoylation; regulation of transcription by RNA polymerase II
Cellular component (GO): chromatin
Molecular function (GO): zinc ion binding; SUMO ligase activity
Source: RefSeq, a predicted model, not a curated record
UAGAAAGAGCUGGAUGUAAUGUGACACUGGAGCUGAGAGAUCAUGAGAGAACACCGCACACUUCAGCAGCACCGCGGAUAAUAGGCGAUCACCUCCGGCGGGAUUUAACCGGAAAGGCCUCAUUUCCUGAGGCUGAUCUGAAUCAGAGGCACAGAGGGAAACUACAGAACCAGUUUCAGUGAACAGAGAGAACAGGACGGGACGCCCGAUGUGAUGUGUCAUAGGUGUGAGUGUUGGAUGGCCGAGCGAUAGGCUCAGAGACGGUCUGGCAGGAUGAACUCUUUCCCGUCCAUGGACAGACACAUCCAGCAAACCAACGACCGGCUCCACUGCAUCAAACAGCACCUGCAAAAUCCAGCAAACUUCCAGACGGCGGCGACCGAGCUGUUGGACUGGUGCGGAGACCCACGAGCGUUUCAGCGGCCCUUUGAGCAAAGCCUGAUGGGAUGCCUAACGGUGUUGAGUCGUGUCGCUGGUCAGCAGGGUUUCGACAUGGAUCUGGGCUAUCGGCUGCUGGCCGUUUGUGCUGCACACAGGGACAAGUUCACACCCAAAUCCGCAGCGUUGCUGUCCUCCUGGUGUGAGGAUCUGGGUCGACUUCUGCUGCUGCGUCAUCAGAAAAGAAAUAACCCGAUGCAGGACAACAUCAACAACAUGAAACCGGCUCUGUCACAUGGUGACGCAUCAUGUCAAUAUGACUCUGUCUCCUGGCAACAAAACACCAAUCAGCCUUCAGGCUCUGUUUCCGUGGUGACCACCGUAUGGGGUGUGACCAAUACAUCACAGAGUCAGGUGUUGGGGAACCCCAUGGUGAACCCAAACAUCCACAUGAACCCUAUGACAGGAGGUAAUGGAGGUCUGAACCCGGGACAGUUUACUGGACAGCAGCAGUUUUCCUCCAAAGCCAAUCCAAACCAGACCUACAUGCAGCCGGGGAUGUACGAGAGAUCCAGUUACCCUGGAGGAGGAGGAGGAUUCGGGAACAGUUACGGGGGCGGUCCUAACCACACAGGUGGGAUGGGCCUCCCAGCACAGACACGCCCCCCUUCUGACUUCAGCCAACCAGCUGCUGCCGCUGCCGCCGCUGCUGUGGCUGCUGCUGCUGCUACGGCGACCGCUACGGCCACGGCAACGGUUGCCGCGCUACAAGAGACGCAUCACAAGGACAUGAACCAAUACGGCACGAUGUGUUCCUCCUUUCAAAUUGGACCAAACCAUGCUUACAGCACUCCGUUUGUGAAUCAGCCCGGCCCCCGGGGACCCCCUGCUCACCCUGGGGCCGUUAACAUGGGGCAGCCUCGGGGUCAGACGGGGUCAUACGGGGGUCAGAGGACAGAGCAGGGGGUGAAGAGACCGUAUCCUGGAGAGGGGAGCUACGGGGUGCAGUGUGGACCAAACGGGCAGUUUUCCUCUCAGCAGGGUCAGUAUCUGAACCCUGUCCCCAGCAGAGGCGUCUCGUCACCACAUUACAGCGCUCAGAGGACGCCAGCACAGAGCCAGACCGGCUACAAGGAAGCCAGCAGUAACUUCAGCGCGGGAAACUUUCAUUACACUGGGCCUCCGCGGCCGAUGGGCAGUUACCCUCACUCUCCAUUACCAUGUGACCCCACGCCCCCCAUGACCCCAGGAAGUAAUAUUCCACAGUAUCUGUCACCAAACCAGGACAUGAAGCCCCAGUUUCCUCCUGAUAUCAAACCCAACAUUAAUGCACUGCCGUCUGCUCCAGCUAAUCCUAACGAGGAGCUCCGGCUGACGUUCCCGGUUCGGGACGGUGUGGUUCUGGAGCCGUUCAGACUGGAGCACAACCUGGCCGUCAGUAAUCACAUCUUCCACCUGCGGCCCACCGUCCACCAGACGCUCACCUGGAGGUCUGAUCUGGAGCUUCAGUUCAAGUGUUAUCAUCAUGAAGACAGACAGACGUACACAAACUGGCCGGCAUCGGUGCAGGUCAGCGUCAACGCCACACCGCUCACCAUCGAGCGCGGCGACAACAAGACUUCCCACAAACCCCUGCACCUGAAGCACGUGUGUCAGCCGGGCCGAAACACCAUCCAGAUCACAGCGACGGCCUGCUGCUGUUCGCAUCUGUUCGUCCUGCAGCUGGUUCACCGGCCGUCGGUUCGAUCCGUGCUGCAGGGUUUACUGAAGAAGAGACUCCUCACCGCAGAACACUGCGUCGCUAAAGUGAAGAGGAGCUUCAGCAGCGUGGCGGUGUCUGUCGGUGAUGAUGGCGUGGAGCAGACGGCCAUCAGAAUCUCUCUAAAGUGUCCGAUCACGUUCAGACGCAUUCAGCUGCCGGCGAGAGGCCAUGACUGCAAACACGUGCAGUGCUUUGACCUGGAGUCCUAUCUAGAGCUGAACUGUGAGCGGGGCACAUGGAGAUGUCCGGUGUGCAAUAAAGCGGCUCUGUUAGAAGGUCUGGAGGUGGAUCAGUACACGUGGGGGGUCUUGAACGCUCUUCAGAACACAGAGUUUGAGGAGGUCAUGAUAGACCCCUCGUGCAGCUGGAGGCCGGUGCAGAUCAAAUCUGAGCCACACAUAAAGGAAGAUCCGGACGGGUUGAUGUCCAAGCGCUUCAAAACCACGAGUCCCAGUCAGAUGGUGCUGCCCAAUGUGAUGGACGUGAUCUCUCAGCUCGGCCCGGGAGCGUCUCCAUACCCCAGCAACAGCAGCACGAUCCAGUACAUCAGCACAGGCAACCGUUUCCAGGGCCACAGUAAGUUUGGUGACUAUCCCCAUGGCAACGCAGCAUCAUCAUCAACAGUGAGUGAGUUCGUUCAGAGGCCACACCUGUCUUACCCCCCCGCUGACCUCUUGACCUCUGAGAGCCAGACACGCACGCUGCAGGACGCCACGCCUCACCCCUUCAACACAGAUCAAUCCCAUAAUCCUCUGCAGCACAGUAUGCAGCCCCAUGCCUGUAGGCCGCCGCCCACCCAGCACAGCUCCGCCCCCAGCGGUCACAUGCACCCAGAGAUGACCUUUAACCCCUCGUGUGGAGGUCAGAGCAGACCAGACAUGCGCGAGGCCUCCUUAGAACUGCUUCCAGAUCUGACGAAUCCAGACGAUCUUCUGUCAUUCCUGGAUCCUGCAGAGCUUCCCAGCAGCAGCAAUGAUGACCUGCUGUCUCUCUUUGAGAAUAACUGAGACAUCAGACCCGCGACUAGCUGCUCCUUCAUACUUGACAAACACAAAUGCACUUACCGUCACUUCCUCUUCCUGUACAGACUACAGAUUUCAAAGCCAGCCUUGACAGACGGACAGAUGCCGACAGUAACCUUAUCACUGCAUCCAGUACCUUAUUUUUAUCUCAGAACGACUGAAAGGAUUUUGAUUGUCGUUUAAUGUCAGCAAAUGAACGCGAGAAAUCUGCAAUGAACUGACUGCGUCUUUUUUACCACGUGAAUCUAGUCAAUAUGUGUGCUAGCGUUUUUCUACUCGCUUUGAUUUUGAUAAUAAAAAGAAAUCAUCCGUCCGCUGUUAUACUGUGCUCAUGUUACUCCUCCACGUCUAAUAAGCUGUUUUUGUUCAUCGUUUUAAUGUUCAGAAGCGUUUCAGAGGCAAUUCUCAAACGUUCAAUCGAAGCACAGCUCUUAUUCAAAACAAAUCACGUUUUUGGGAAACGUAAAGGGAAAAAAUAGAAAUCAUGCUCCCACCGUGCAAUUAUCUAUCUAGUUCACUUCUGUUCAUAAUGCAGUUGUGUUAUUUUUGAGAACUCGUGUAAAUAUUUGUGAAUACAUUUGUUUUGAUAGGUCACCCAUGUUUCUUCUGUCCAUGUGUGAAAACAACAUGGGCUGCGUUCAGAAUGCAAUGCUACACUGCAUACUAUUUCAUAUAUUUGCAUUGAAUUAUAUUUACAUUAGCGUUCAAAAGUUUGGGGUUUGUAAGGUAGCUGAAUGUUUUGAAAGAAGUCUCUCUUCUGCUCACCAAGAAAGCCCAGUUCUGCCAUAUAUAGGAAAAUAAUCAUUAUUUUGUAAAUCAGAAUUCUGAGAUGAAAUGUCAAAAUUAUUACAUACUUCUAGAUAAAACUGCGACAUGUCAAUUAUGAGAUAAAAGGUAAAACAUUAUGACCCUAGUCAUAUAAAGUUACAAUUAUCUCUUAAUUCCAAGAUAAUUCUAAGAUAUAAAGUCGUAAUUAUGACAUCAAACUAAAAUGAUGGCAUUAGUCAAAAUUAUGAGAUAAAAAGUGUAAAUUAUCUCAUAAUUCUGGUUUAUAAUUAAUUUGAAUUCUUAUCUCAUAAAUCAUAAUUAUGUGAUAAAAGGUUAAAAUGAUGACUUGUAAAUUAAUAAUAGAUCUAAGUCAUAAUUAUAAGAUCGUAAAAAGUCGUAAUUAUGAUAUACUAAAUUGAAAUUAUGGCAUAAAUCAAAAUUAUGAGAUAAAAAGUCAAAAUUAUGGCAAACUAAAUUGAAAUCAUGACAAAGUUAUAAUUAUGAGAUAAGUUGAACCUGACACUAUUUUCUGACAUAUUGUAUAACAUAACUGAGAUAAGUCAAAAUUAUGACAGUAAAUUGAAAUAUGUAAUUUCCACUCACUACAGUCAUAAUUAUGAGAUAAUUAUUAAAAUAAUGAGACUACGUUGAAGUUGACAAAAGCUUGAAAUUAUUAGAUAAAAACUAUUAAAUGUCAAUUAUGAGAUAAAAAAUAAAAGAUUCAUGAAUAAAGUCAAAAUUAUUGAGAAAAAAAAGAUGAAAUUAUGACACUGUAAAUUGUAAUUAGGAAUAAGUCCUAAUUAUGAGAUAAAAAGUCAAAAUUAUGACAUACUAAGUUAAAACUAUGACACAAUUCAGUUAUGAGAUAAAAAGUACAAAUUAUGACCCGAGUCAUAUAAAGUUUAAAAUUAUCUCAUAAUUCUGACUAAAGUCAUAAUUAUAAGAUAAAAAGUCAUAAUUAUGACAUACUACAUUGAAAUUAUGGCAUUAGUCAAAAUUAUGAGAUAAAACGUCAAAACUGGUUAAAACUAUGGAAUAUGUCAAUUAUGAGAUGAAAGGUAAAAAUUAUGAUCUGAGUCUUAAAAAGUCUAAAUUAUCUCAUAAUUCUGAUUUAGUCAUAAUUGUGACAGUCUGUCUAAUAAUUAAUCUAUGACUUCUUAUCUCAUAAGUCAUAAUUAUGAGAUAAAAGGUUGAAAUUAUGACGUCGUCAAUUGAAAAUAAAUCUAAGUCAUAAUUAAUAAUGACAAUGAAUUUAGCCAAAAAUAUGAGAUAAAAAGUCAAAAUUAUGGCAUACUAAAUUGAAAUCAUGACAAAGUUAUAAUUAUGAGAUAAGUAAGUUAAAAUAUGCAAUUUCCACUCACUACUGUCAUAAUUAUGAUAUAGAUAAUUACUUUCAAUAAUGAGAAUACGUCAAAAUUGUUGACUUUUUUAAUCCGAUAAUUUCUUACAAUGUCCUUACUUUUAAAGUCAUUUCGACCAGUUUUCACCUCAUAAUUAUGACAGUAGUUAGUGGAAAUUACACCUUUCACACACACACACACACACACACACACACACACACAGACACACAUAUAUAUAAAUGGUAUGUAAUUGUGAACGCAGCCUGUGUUACUCAUCAUGUGUUUCACAUCCAGACGGAGCGAUGCAUAAAAUCCUGAAAAACACACUUCCAUUCAAGAAAGACCAAUAAUAUAUAAAGCUGUUGGAGGCUCCGUUAAGGAUAUUUCAUUGACAGACUUUCAUGUUAAUAUGAGAAAUACUGUUAAUAUGUACAAGUAAAUAUCUAUACAUGCUUGUUUAUUUGUAGAAAGGGCAGCUGUAUGUAAAAGCUAAUGGCCAUUUUUAAUAUUUUAAUAUUAUUUUCAGCUCUGUUUUGUUUUUGGUAAAUUCUUUUUUAUUGUUUUUAUCCUUUUAGCGCUUGAUCGGAUGAUCACAUCACGUGGCAAAAAAUUAAACACAUGCAAAUAAUUUUUUAAUACGUGACACAAGUCUUCCCUUUUUUAUGAAAGAGAUGAAUGAUUUUAAUAUCUGAUUCUAAAUUACUUUUAUUUGUGAAGUGAUUGAAGCUGCAUUAUCACAUCUCAAUCAUUUUUCUGUUUGUCGCCAUGAAGAUAAAUGUUUAUUGGGACUUGUGAGAUUAUGGCUGUCAUUUUCACACGCUGUGAAGCAGAAAUAAAGCAUUUCAUUGUGAUUCUUUGGUCCUAUGUAUGUGGUUUAAUUAAUUGAUCCUCAACAGACCAAACCUCAAUAAACUCCAUGCACUUUGACUGAUA